Messenger RNA from Ostreococcus lucimarinus CCE9901, 543 nucleotides. RefSeq lists its product with no specific name. The transcript has a single exon. The record is from RefSeq and is a predicted model, not a curated record. Lineage: Eukaryota; Viridiplantae; Chlorophyta; Mamiellophyceae; Mamiellales; Bathycoccaceae. The annotation marks the transcript as partial. Gene Ontology annotation, cellular component: cytoplasm. Gene Ontology annotation, biological process: protein phosphorylation. Gene Ontology annotation, molecular function: ATP binding; protein serine/threonine kinase activity.
AUGGAGCACGGCGGAGGAGACUUGACGACGCGCGCGGCGACGGCGGCGCGCGCGGCGAAUUACGCGGCGCAGAUCGGGAUGGCGCUGCGACACGUGCACGAGAGGUGCGGGAUGGUGCACGGGGACGUGAAACCGGAGAAUGUGCUCGUGGACGAGGAUGGGAUGGUGAGACUGGGGGAUUUCGGGAGCGCGCGCGCGCGGAGCGACGAAGACGGGCGGGCGCGGGCGGGAGGCACGCCGUUGUACGCGCCGCCGGAGGUGUGCUCGGGCGAAGGGCGCGCGUGCUCGACGGCGGGAGACAUGUGGGGGUUGGGGUGCGUCAUGUACCAGCUCGCCGCGGGCGCGCCGCCGUUCGACGGCGGUGAUAAGGAAACGCUUCGAAGGAACAUCGUCGAGACGGAGCCUCCGGCGCUCGAGGGGGAGUUCGCCGGAGAGUACGACGAUGUCGUGCGGGCUUUGCUCGUCAAGGACCCGGCGCGGCGUUUGACCGCGGAGCAGUUUCUGUCUUUGCCGUACAUGCGGGAGCGCGUGUCGCGGAUUUUA